GACACCGUCGCGGCCCGCCGCCUGAGCGGUGCACCUGCCCUCUGGCGCCGGUCUAUUUUUAAUCGGCGCCUUCUGCCCGGCCGCAGCGGCCAUGGUUGUGCGAGAGGUGCUGCUGCCGGCGCGCCGAGGUCGGUCGGACGCGCCGCACCUCACUCCGCGUCGGACGCCACUCGCCAUGACUGAGGUGUCAGCCGUCGGAGCCGACGCAGCCGACUGCGUGUUAGCCGCGCACCGGGACGUCGACGCCGACGCCGCCGAGCCGGUCGACGCGCCGUCGCCGUCGCCGUCGCCGGAGUCCCCCAGUCCGACGUCAGCGGGCGAACAGGACCCGUCGUCGCAGAAACAGUCUGUCCCGCGAGGAUAUAUUCCGCCGGCGCUACAGAACUGUCUUCGCUGUGACGCCUGCUCGUGCAUCUACAUUGAUGAGCUGGACUACUACAAACACGUUCGGAACUACCACUCGGCCAGUGCUCAGCGCCGCUACAGGUCAGCUGGCGAUGGCGCCAGUCACCACACGGCGCGCGCGGUCAGGAAAUCUAGUCAGUGCAGAACGUGCGUGUUCUCCAAGAUCGUGCCGGAGCAGGUGACGACGCUGAAGACCUUGCAGCACCAGCAGCGGCAAGUCAGCCCCGUCAAAAUCAACGUCCUGCAGAACAACGUCAAGAGCCGCUGGAGUCGCAUGUUCGCCAGCCGUCUGCGUGGUCAGCUGACGCCACUGAGCAGCGGUCUUCGCGCCAUCGACCCCCGCCGAGUGCCGCUCAAGAGCAAGGUCAAGAUGCAGGCCAGCCUGCAGCCGUUCGUCGUGCAAGAGCUGGACGCCAAGAUGAGGGCGAUGAAGCGGCAGCGGGCGACGCCGGGCGACGGCAGCGCCACCUGUUGCGGCGACGGUAGUGACAUUUGCGCCGGUGGCGCCACGCUGCGGGUGAAGCAGGAGCCGGCGGGCCUGACGGAGGCCGAGUGCGCGGCGCUGCUGCAGCAGGUCGAGGUGCGGAUAAAGACCGAGCCCGGCGAGCUGGAGACGUGAUGCCCUGUAGGACGAGCGUCGCACGCGCCGUGUGAGACUUCAGGACCUCGUGUGACGUGUGCAGUGGUCGGGACGAGCUCAGGACGCCUAAGUACCGCCUGCCGACACCGCUGAUGUCGGCUCCACUUUAGCUACGUCACGUUCUAGUCAGUUCCAUUUGAAAUGUGCUUCUGGUUCUUCUCCGAAUGCGUUGUGUGCCUUGAUGAAGGCUCCAGACCUUGAUAAGGUCACUUGUUUUUUCAGUGCCUGAACAUGGUCUUCCACUGUAAGUGCCUUCUACCGCCUUCAUUGAUGAUAAAAUGGUAUGCCACUGAAAACAAGGAAGAGGAUCUGGACCCAUUUUUACAGGCUUAAUGAGUGUGGUUUCCUUCAAUCAAUGUACAAAAUAUAUUUCG
This is a messenger RNA of Pollicipes pollicipes, 1419 nucleotides long. RefSeq lists its product as uncharacterized. The coding region runs from base 92 to 1024 and encodes 310 amino acids. NCBI's taxonomy places the organism in Eukaryota, Metazoa, Arthropoda, Thecostraca, Pollicipedomorpha, Pollicipedidae. The transcript is spliced from 5 exons. The record is from RefSeq and is a predicted model, not a curated record.